This is a messenger RNA of Aedes aegypti (yellow fever mosquito), 1225 nucleotides long. RefSeq names its product epimerase family protein SDR39U1. The coding region runs from base 313 to 1110 and encodes 265 amino acids. The record is from RefSeq and is a predicted model, not a curated record. Lineage: Eukaryota; Metazoa; Arthropoda; Insecta; Diptera; Culicidae. The transcript is spliced from 3 exons.
GUAUAUCACCAAAACAGCUGGUUUCGGUCGCGUCAUUUAAAUUUAUUUACAAAUAAACACAAAAGUAUUUUUCAAUUGUUAGUUUUAAUAAUAGAAUUAUUCAAUUCGGUAAAGACAUAAAUUGUAUAUUAAAUAGUGCACAAAUAAUACUAAACUAUUCGUUUCCGAUAGUGGUCUUCAUGGCUCUGAAACAUGUAGUAAUAGGUAAGUAACAACGUAAAAAACCUUACAGGUGGUGGCACCGGAUUUAUCGGUAAACGUUUGGCACAAACUCUCCGAUCCGAUGGAUACGAUGUGACCACUAUCUCACGGAUGCCCGCGGUCAAGCACAUGACCUGGCACGAUUUGGAGAAAGAUGGUCUACCGACAGGAACUUCGGCUGUGGUCAAUCUAGCUGGUCAAAAUGUCCUGGACCCAACACGACGUUGGACUCCGGGUUUAAAGCAAAAUGUGUGGAAUUCACGAAUCAAUACGACUGCUGCUUGUGCAAGAGCCAUUGAAAAAGCCACGAUAAAACCAAAAGUGUUUGUCAGUAUUUGUGGAGUGAGCCAUUAUGCACCCGGGCCACAAUUAAACACCGAAGAAUCUAAAACGACCGAGUUCGAUUUCAUGUCCCGACUGUGCAUCGAAUGGGAAAAAGCGGCCAACCUGUCGGAUAAUUCAAUUUGCCGCGUGGUCAAGAUACGGAGUGGCGUCGUAAUUGGGCGGGAAGGUGGCAUGAUCCAGUCGUUGAUUCUACCAUUUUGGCUUGGAUUUGGAGGCCCUAUUGGAGACGGAAGUCACGAUUUACCUUGGAUACAUGUGCAGGAUAUUUGCAACAUGAUUAAAUUUGCAAUCGAGAAACCGGAAGUUAAUGGAAUCUUGAACGGAGUUGCACCGGAAUUGAUUACGAAUCGAGAUUUUACCAAGGCUUUCGCAUCGGCUUUGAUUCGACCGGCAUUCUUCCCGCUGCCGGAAUUCGUGCUGAAUCUUAUUUUUGAUAAAGAACGCGCUGCUCUGCUGACCCAAGGCGCCAAAGUCGUUCCUAAACGCCCGCAGGAGUUAGGAUACAAAUACCAGUUUCCUGAUAUCCGUUCUGCUUGUAAAGAUGUGGCCAGAUUGUUCCCUUAGAUAGCGCGAUAUUCAUUCAUCUAUGUUUAGAAUUACUAUUCAUUAAAUCACGAAGACAAUGCGUUCACAAAUUACAAAGCGAAUAUAGAAUGUAAUAUAAAAGUCACAUUAUUUA